Messenger RNA from Loxodonta africana (African savanna elephant), 672 nucleotides. RefSeq lists its product as uncharacterized. The record is from RefSeq and is a predicted model, not a curated record. NCBI's taxonomy places the organism in Eukaryota, Metazoa, Chordata, Mammalia, Proboscidea, Elephantidae. The coding region runs from base 1 to 672 and encodes 223 amino acids. The transcript has a single exon.
AUGACCCUGGCCAAACUCCCCAUCCCUCCACCACCGGAGAGGGCACUUGCAUGCCUCCCAGCCACCCGUCCUGCCAUUCUACCACAGGAGAGAGAACUUACACUUCUCCCAGCCAUCUGCCCUGCCCAGCCCACUCUGGAGAGUACCAGCGCUCCCCCCAGCUGCAUGCCCUGCCCCUACCCUGCAGAAGACAGCACCUGCAUUCUUUCUCACCACCAGCCUCACUCCUCCUUCAAUGGACACAGGACAAGCGCUACCUGUGGCUACCCUCUUCUCCCCCAUCAGAAAGAGCACCAGCGCUCCCCCCUGACCUCUAGCCCCACACCUACCCCACAGGAAACAGCAUUCAUGAUCGACCCCUCCUUCACCAGACAGAGUGCCAGCACUCUCCAAGGCAAACCAUCUCACCCCUCCCCCAGCAGAGAGACCAUCUGUGCAACCCCCAGCAACCCAUCUACCCCUCUCUUGUCAGAGAUGCCACCUACACACCGCUCAGAUGGCUACCUCACCCCUCCUGCACCAGGGGGAGUGCCUGCAUGCCCUCUCACCAAAUUCCCAACACCCCCCCCAGUAGAGAGAGUGCCUUCACACCCCCUGUAUACCCUCCCUACUCCUUGCACAUCACCUGCCCUCCCAAUGAGUGACUGUGAGCAUUCCUGUGCCAUCAGAUAG